Bradysia coprophila is the source of this 4108-nucleotide messenger RNA. RefSeq names its product sodium potassium chloride cotransporter (gene NKCC). Gene Ontology annotation, molecular function: sodium:potassium:chloride symporter activity. Gene Ontology annotation, biological process: chloride transmembrane transport; chloride ion homeostasis; potassium ion import across plasma membrane. Lineage: Eukaryota; Metazoa; Arthropoda; Insecta; Diptera; Sciaridae. The record is from RefSeq and is a predicted model, not a curated record. Gene Ontology annotation, cellular component: membrane.
UGUUCAAACAAGUAACUGAAGUUGCAAUAAACUAUUAAAAGGAAUCUCAAAAUCAACAACGAUUUUAAUCGAUUUGCAAAAUAAUUGUUAUUGAGUAAUUCAAGUGUAUACUACCUCUCAAUGUAAAGACGGUUAUAUACAUAAAUACGCUAAAUAUACGCUACCAUUAUAGACGCAUCAUAAUAUCCAUGUUUGUCUUUCAAUUUACAAUAUUGAUGUUUAAAAAAAAAUGUUCGUAUAAAAACCGUCCAGUCAAACAAUAAACUUUUCAUUAUCUCCUAUUCCGUUUUGCUAGGCUUUUGCCACUUGAAAAGCUCGUCGCAGUGGUUAGUUUCGAAUGAAGUGUCGCUGUCGAUACAUUGGCGAGUCUUUGUCGUGAAGUGUUUUAUUUGUUUUGAAAAGUAAUGUUAAAUUUUCACUGAAUUGUUGUGAAUUAAAAAGAUUUUUUGUUUUGUUUAUUACACCAAUUAACCGACCCACAGAACAGUGUAAUUGGGAACAGUGUAUUCGAAACACAGCAAAUAAUUUUCAAUUCACAUUGGCACUUUGUGCGUAUAAUAAUUAUUGAAUUUCGUGAGAAAAUUCAAACUAUUUCACACGGAAAAUGCAAACUCUAAGAAUGAUAUAAAUGGAAAUUAAAAAUCGAGCUAAUAAAUUAGCUGAGUAUAGAAAUUGAGUUUCCGAGUGAGACACGGUUAACAUUUCUAAAUUAAAACGAAAGAAAUUUUAUCGUUUGUGUGUGAUUACUGAUUGUGGUGCUUGAGUCUGGUUUCUAUUCUUCGAAAAUGAAGCGAUUUCAAGUGACUUCUGUUGAUAAUCAAGAAUCCGGAACAAAAAAUGAAGUACAAUUGAACGCUUGCAAUCUGUACUCACAAUCGAAUCCUAGCAAUGGAAAAUUUACGAACACAAAUUCGGACAUUGAAGCCGCCAGGAAAUUUAGUUUUGCACAAUUAACAAGAGAAGCUUUGCCACGUUUAGAAAAUUACCGCCGCUCAUUACGUGCCUUAAAGCGUCCAUCGUUGGGAAUACUUCAUGGAGAAGAUUUUGAGAUAAACCAAGAAGUAACAAAAGAACCAGAGGCCACUGAAGAACAUCACGGUAUCAAAUUAGGAUGGAUUCAAGGCGUACUGAUCCCGUGUCUGUUAAACAUUUGGGGUGUGAUGCUGUUCCUUCGACUGGCAUGGGUUGUUGCACAAGCUGGAAUUGCACAAACAUUGCUGAUUAUAUUCAUAUCGUUUGUCGUCUGCGUAAUUACAACACUAUCCUUAUCGGCUAUUAGCACCAACGGUGAAGUAAAAGGCGGCGGUGUAUAUUUCAUAAUAUCGAGGUCGUUAGGACCAGAAUUCGGAGCUUCUGUUGGAGUAGUAUUUGCUUUCGCCAAUGCGGUUGCAGCUUCAAUGAACACUAUUGGGUUUUGUGAUUCAAUGAAUGACCUACUAAAAUCGUAUGGCGUAAAAAUUAUUGAUGGAGGAGUAAAUGAUACUAGAAUAAUCGGUACGGUUGCACUAGUCAUAAUGAUCGUGAUUUGCGCGGUCGGAAUGGAGUGGGAGUCCAAGGCUCAGAACUUCUUGAUUGCAAUUAUUGUGGCAGCCAUUGUCAAUUUUAUCGUUGGAUCGAUAAUUGGUCCUAAGGAUGAUGAUAUGAUGGCACAGGGAUUUGUAGGAAUAAGCGGCACUGUUUUAGUGCAAAAUUGGGGAUCAAAUUAUAAGUUUAGCGAAGGAGUUAAUCAGAAUUUCUUCAGUGUGUUUGCCAUCUUUUUCCCCAGUGUUACGGGCCUCCAAGCCGGUGCUAAUAUAUCAGGAGAUUUAAAGGAUCCAGCUAGUUCCAUCCCCAAGGGGACAUUGUUGGCGCUCUUGAUAUCAGCUACGUCGUACAUAGUGUUUGUGUUCUUCGCAGGAAGUGCGGCAAUUCGUGAAGCUAGUGGAAAUACAACAGAUCUCAUAAAUGGCAGUAUUAUUGAUGUUGUUCCGCAGUGUUUAUCUAACAACUCAUGUACGUUUGGCCUACAAAAUUCUUACACCGUUAUGCAAUUGAUGGCUGCUUGGGGACCGCUGAUUUAUGCCGGAUGUUGGGCGGCAACGUUAAGUACAGCUUUAACGAAUUUACUGUCUGUUCCGCGUUUGAUUCAGGCAUUAGGUCGCGAUAGAAUAUACCCUGGAUUGAUCUUCUUCUCGAAAGGUUAUGGAAAACAUGGAGAACCCUAUCGUGGUUACGUGCUAACAUUCAUCAUUUCGACCAUUUUCCUUUUAAUUGCUCAAUUGAACUUAAUUGCACCGUUGAUAUCAAACUUUUACUUGGCCUCGUAUGCACUUAUCAAUUUCUGCACUUUCCAUGCGGCCUUCAUCAAACCAUUAGGCUGGCGACCCACAUUUAAGGUGUACAAUGCAUGGCUGAGUUUGUUUGGCUUUGCUUUGUGCGUUGGAAUUAUGUUCUUAAUUGAUUGGUUGUCGUCGCUGAUAACGUUUACUAUAAUUUUUGCAUUGUACCUGAUUGUUGUGUACAGAAAGCCAGACGUUAAUUGGGGCUCAUCAACUCAAGCGCAAACCUACAAAACAGCUUUACACGCAACAUAUCGUUUGCAAAACAUUGGUGACCAUGUGAAAAAUUACCGACCUCAAGUGCUAGUCUUAGCUGGAUCUCCGCAGAUUCGGCCAGCUAUAGUCGAUCUUGCAAAUUUAAUAACAAAACAUAACUCACUAAUGAUUGUUGGAAAUGUUGUGUCGCCGGACAUCUCACAUAAGAGGCGAACGUAUGCGAUAAAAGAAGGUCAUAAAUGGUUACAGGCAAGAAAGAUUAAAGCUUUCUACGACAUUGUGCAGACGAAUGAAUUUGACUCGGGUGUGCGAGCGUUGAUUCAAACGUCAGGAAUUGGAAAGCUGGCACCGAAUAUUGUUCUGAUGGGUUAUAAGGCUAACUGGCAAACUUGCCCGACAUCAGAAUUGCUCUCGUAUUUUAAUUCAAUGCACAAUGCGUUCAACAACCGCAUGGGCUUAGCAAUUUUACGCAUGCCUAAAGGAAUGGACUAUUCGUAUCUGAAUUUGGAAGUCAACAAUGAUUUAACGUUCAGCGGCAUAGAUUCACCGACUAUCACUCAAUCACAUUCGUCAUUGCCUGCAACGGGAGAUCUCAUUCUUAGCGGUAAUCGAAAUUUGAUGCAUGCCGAUUCAAAUCUAAAUUUAGCUGGAAUGGCUAGUUCACAGACGACAAUUACAACGCCUCAACCACCACCGCUUCCGAAUCAGAAACGUAUGGCAGAAUUGAAGGCCCAAGAAAAGAUUAUUUAUUCGACACAAGGAGGAUCCACCGUGCCGAAGGAAGUGCUUGACGAUUUGGGCUAUUUCCAUUUGAAAAAAUCGGAUGGUCAAAUUGACGUGUGGUGGUUAUACGAUGAUGGAGGACUUACCAUCUUAAUUCCGUAUAUCUUGUCGUUACGUUCGCAUUGGAGUGGAUGCAAGAUUCGAGUAUUCGCAUUGACCAACCAUAAAAUGGAACUCGAAUUCGAAGAACGAAACAUGGCAAAUCUUUUGCAUAAGCUGCGAAUCGAUUAUUCAACGUUGACCAUGCUGCAGGGUAUGCAAGAUCCACCGCAACAGAGCACAAUCGACUUCCAUAUGCAACUAUUGGAUGGAUUCAGAGAAGGUCAGAACAAUGAGUGUUUUGUUCCCGAAACGGAACUCGAAACUUUGGAAAAGAAAACGCAUCGUCAAUUGAGAUUGCGCGAAUUACUGUUGGAACAUUCGAAGGAUGCGUCGCUGGUUGUGAUGUCUCUGCCUAUGCCCAGAAAGGAUGCUGUAUCGGCACCGUUGUACAUGUCAUGGUUGGAAUUACUUACGAACGACAUGCCUCCGUUUUUGUUAAUUCGAGGGAAUCAAUGUUCUGUAUUGACAUUCUACUCUUAAUAUUUUUGACAACGACUAGUCACAUGUUGUCAAAGCAACAUUAUCCCCGAUCAGUUUUGUUGAUAGCCUGAAAGAGAAGUUUUGUUUUUUGUGUUCUAUGCUGGUGCAGUGAUUGUAUCACACAUUUUAUUGGUACUCAAGACAUAGUAUUAGCAUUGUUGACGAACUCAUUUAUUUCAAUAAAGAAAAUUUAACCAUUUUGUGUUGGU